ACGUGUGAGACGCGCUCGAGAAAUUGAAAAACUACAACUUUCAGGUAGUUUCGAUUUUGAGAAAUAAAAAAAAAUAACCAGAAAAAAAAACGCAAGGCAACGCACAAACCGUAACGAAACGAAUAUUCGAAAAAAAAACAACAAAUUUGAUAGUUUUUUGUUUGUCAAAAAAAAUCCCCCUCCUUCCCCCCCCAAAAUAUAAAAAAAAGUUUUGUUAACACAGGAGGGGAAAAAAAGAAAAUCUCAAGGAAAUGGUGUGAAAAUUUGUGUUGUGGGGGGCCUUUUUUUUUAUCACAUACCCCCAAACCGUUAAUAGUGAGUGUCUUGGGAGCUUUUACAUAAGCAAAUCAUCCUCCAAAAAAAGAAAAGGAAAAAGAAAUCGACAAAAAUGUUUUUCCACAUCAUUACCAUUGUGCGGCAGUGUUUUUGCAGGUGUUCGAAAGGAAAAUUUUCCAAUGUCUAUUGAAAAAGAAAAAAAAAAUUGUUUUAUCGAAGUCAUACACAACCCGUUUAAAUCGAGGGUAGAGGAAGAAGCAGCAGCAGCGGCAGCAGCGGAAUAAGGAAAAAAGUUUAAUAAUACAAUCAAUAAUUUGUGGAAUAAUCACAUCAAUCGAAUUUAAUCAGUGUUGCUUGGGAAACGGAUGUGGAAAUUUUAAAAAUUAUUGAAUGAAAAGUGCAUAUAAAGAAUUUAUAGAUUAAAUUCCCUUUAAAAAUAUUUAAGAAAAAUAGUGAUGAUAGUGAAUAUUGCAUGUAGUCUAUUAAGGAUUCAAAUGAUGUUUUCUGUUUCUGAUACCAGUUACCAAUGUCAACUUUACAUUUUGCAGCUAAGAGGAUAUUAAAGUGAUUAGAAAAGUGUUUAAUGCGGAGUAGAGCAAGUGCCCACCGUUAAUGAUAAAAAGUAAUAUUACAAAAAUUGUGUAAAAUUGUGUCUGAAAGAAAAUACAUAAUCAUAUAUUCAUUAUAAUCAAUACAUAAUUUUAAAAAUAUUAAUAAUAAUAUUUCAUUUACCUUCAAGUAGUCUGGAAUGCCUAACAACAAACUGUAGAAUUGUGCAUUUUCAGUAUUGAAAGUUUAAAUAAUUGUGAGCAAAUAGUGAAGUUUCCAUCACCAUAACAUAUCACCAAUCAGCUUUUUUGAAUUUCUUGUCAAUUGCUUGUGGAUUACUUCGUUGACAUUUUGAUAAGAAUUGAUAUAGCAGCUCAUGAUCUUUUGAAGACAUAUGCAAAGAGAGACAUCUUCAAGAUCAGAGGAUAAAAGUGAUUUGUGAUAGUCGCAGGAAAACGGAAGUAAUCGCUCUUGAUUUCCCCCCCGAUCUCGCUAUGCAAACGAAACGAGGCAAAAACGGCAUUCCUCGAAUUCCGUAGCUGUAGCCAAAGCCAAACCACUCAAAACCGGAGCUGAAGCCUAAGAAAACAACAGCAACAAUAACAACAACAAACUAUGAUACUCGCUGAAUAUUUGGUGCGUUUUGUGUGAUUCGAUAUUAAAGCCAAGAUGACAUGAACUUGCGCAGCUUCACUGCACCCAAGCUGCUUCGUUGUGAAUAUUUGUCAAACACAAAACUGACAAAAAAACACACACACACACACAUUUGAUAUCCACAGCGCAGGGGCGCUACAGAGAUGCGGAAUUUGAAACAGCCGCCCGUUUGUCGAAAAAUGAGAUACAUUUUCAUAACUGUAACCAUCGGUGGUAUCUGAAUGCAGCCAAGCGGCAAAGAAGUCACCUCAACUUUGUUGCUAUUUUUGUUGAAGUUCGUUGUGUUUUUGUUGUUUUGGAUUUUUGGUAAUUUAACCAUUAACAGAGCAACAGUUUUAUUUCGAUCAGUUGUGUUAGAGCCAACGACAUACAUGUAUGCACCCAUAUACGCCGCAUAUCAUCAUCAUCGGGGUCUGCUGCACGGUAACCGAAAACUUUUGUUUCAAACAACCUGAGAGUUGCAAGCGACCAUGCGCGCAUGGCUUCUACUCCUCGCAGUGCUGGCGACUUUUCAAGCGAUCGUUCAAGUUGCUAGCACCGAGGAUAAUUCAAUAUCAUCGAGUUUCAUACAAGCGAUACAACCGAUAGAUAGAAAGGAUAUUCUCAUAAAUAAUAAGUCGUCGCUACCGCCGCCGUCGCAGACGACUUCAAAAAAGAUCAAAACCACAACAACGGCCAUAAUCGAAAAAAACACCGCAGUUACUGCUGCAUCCACUACAACUACUACUACUACGGUCCAAAUGGAUUUUCAAAACGUUGCGCAUUAUCAGCCAACGAUUGUUUAUAAACCACAUAUGACAAGUGAUAGUGACAAAUUAAGUGUAAAAGAACAACAACAAGAAGCACAAGUGCAACAAAAACAACAACAAGAAGAAAAUAAUAGUAAUAAAAACAUUAUCAUUGAAAUCAAAAAUAUUGAAGAAAUCGAAACAAACGAUUUAAACGAUAUACAAGCUAUGCAAGUGUUAGAAAAUCACAACAACCACAAGCAAAAAAUAAGUAAUAGUAAUAGCCAUAAUAAUAAUAAACGCCAUAGUAAAAAUAAUAACAACAAUAACAAACAAAGAGAGAAUCUUACAGAAGUUAAAGAAGAAGAAGAAGAAGAAAAUUUGUUAAACAAAUCCAAGAAGUUACAUAAAAAUCAUAACAGUAAACAUAAAACAACAACAACAACAAACAUGGCUUUAAGUGAUAAUGAAGAAAAUAAAGAAAAUUUCCCACAACAACAACAACAACAAAACCAAAAAGUUCUAAAUCCAGAGGAUUCCUCUGCUGUAAAAUCAAGGCAUAGUUCCUCCACACAGCAACAGCAACACAAAAAUCAUCAACACACGCAUCAGCAUACGCAUCAUCAUCACCACCACCAUCAUCAUAAUCAACAGCAACAAGAAACACAACCUGCCUCACAACAGCAAAAGCAACACCAGCAGCAGCAUCAUCAUCAUCAUCCUCCUCACCAACAACAGUCCGAACAAAUAAGGGACUCUGCAACAUCCUCCCCCAUAAUUAGUGAUAUACAAACCACCUCCAUCCACAAUUCAAAAUCUCAAGCCCCCUCCUCCGCCUCCUCACCCACCACCACCCAUCAUAAUGAUGAUGAUGCUGAUGAUGAUCUAUGGCCUACAUCAGAUAGCAGUUCUAUUGAGGACUCUGAUGUCAUAGCCGAAGAUGAUGAACCUCAAGUGGAUGCUGUCAUACCCGAGGUUGGUCCACGCACCUAUAGUAAUAAGGAGAUAAUUGGCGAGAAGCUUAAGCCGGAUCCCUCAACUCUAGUCGAAAUUGAAAAUAGUUUAUUAUCACUUUUCAAUAUGAAGCGGCCGCCAAAAAUCGAUCGCUCCAAAAUUGUCAUACCGGAGGCCAUGAAGCAAUUGUAUGCCCAAAUAAUGGGUCACGAAUUGAAUUCUGUAAAUAUACCAAAACCUGGUUUGCUGACAAAGUCUGCGAAUACUGUGCGAAGUUUUACGCACCAAGAUAGUAAAAUCGACGAUCGGUUUCCUCACCAUCAUCGGUUUCGUUUACAUUUCGACGUGAAGAGCAUACCCGCCGAGGAAAAGCUGAAGGCUGCCGAAUUGCAGCUGACACGUGACGCCAUCAGUCAUGCCUCCCUCAAUCCCCGCCUGGCCAAUCGCACCCGCUAUCAGGUGCUGGUCUAUGACAUCACGCGGGUGGGGGUGCGGGGCAAGCGUGAGCCCAGCUAUUUGCUGUUGGACAACAAGACGAUACGUCUGAAUAGCACCGAAACGGUGAGUUUGGAUGUACAACCUGCUGUGGAUCGGUGGCUGGCUUCACCGAAAAAGAAUUUCGGUCUACUGGUUGAGGUGCGAACAACGCGCUCCCUCAAGCCGGCGCCGCAUCAUCAUGUCAGACUACGCCGCAGUGCGGACGAGGAGCAUGAUAGUUGGCAGCGCAAACAACCCCUGCUGUUCACCUACACCGAUGAUGGGCGUCACAAAUCGCGCUCCAUACGUGAUGUCAGCAAUCGCUCAAAACGAGCGGGCCACCAUAGGCGAGCGCAUCGGCGAAAGAACAACGAAGAGGUGUGUCGCCGACACUCGCUCUAUGUGGACUUUGUCGAUGUGGGCUGGAGCGAUUGGAUUGUAGCGCCGCCGGGCUAUGAUGCCUUCUAUUGUCAGGGCAAGUGUCCAUUUCCGCUAGCGGAUCAUUUUAACUCAACCAAUCAUGCGGUUGUCCAAACCAUAGUCAAUAAUAUCAAUCCAGGAAAGGUACCAAAGGCAUGCUGUGUGCCCACACAGUUGGAGGGCAUUUCGAUGCUCUAUUUGAAUGACCAAAAUACAGUUGUGCUCAAGAAUUAUCAGGAUAUGACCGUGGUGGGUUGUGGUUGCCGGUAGAGCCAAAACAAAAAAACCAAAGCAAUGUGAGUAAUGUUUCAAUGAAGUUUGCCGAGGGGCAUGUGAAAUGAAAUGUCAACGAACAUGGUGGGGAGAAAUGCUUUUUGGAAAUUGAGCGACUAGGACAACUAGUAUACUGCUUGAGAUUCUAGGAUAGUUUAUUGAUAUUUUGAAUUGAUAGAUUUUUUUCAAAUUUUCGACUAUUUUUGAAGGAUUCUAACACUCUUCCGAAAAGAGUGGCAUGAGUAGGGCUCUUACACUUGCUUACAUUAUAAAAAAUGUUGUCAUUAGAUUCUAUACUAAAACUUUUUUAUUAAAGGGAUUUUCAGAAAAUGAGAAAUUUUUAUUUAUGACAAACAAAACUUGUAACGGUUUCUCUCUCCUGCACUCAAAAAGCUUUAAUAGCUAGAAAGUUUUUCUUCAGCCCUCUCUUUUAUUGUGAUGAUGAAAGUGAGUGAGGAAAUACACAACGGAAUGAAAAGCACAACCCUAUUUCUCUCUGUCUAUCUCUUACCAACAUACGUCACACUCUCUCUCUCCCUCAUUACCUCUCUCUUUUUUAAAAGUACUCCAUUAGGGGAGACGUUAAAAUCAAUUUUUUUUCUCUCAAAGCUGUUCUCUGAGAACGAUCUGCAGCUGCAGCGAAACGGGGGUGCGGGGACUAUACUUACCUGCUUAUAAAGCUUUGGAUAUUCUAACAAAAUAUUGGCAGUGGUGGUGGAAUAUUUCGGACUUAUAAAACUUUUCUGCAACUGAGAUGUCGCUCUACGGCACAACGUGUCGGCUGUGGUAAACAAAAUUUCUGAAGUUAAAAAAAAAAAUCUUUUUGAUGUCUAAUGCCUGACGAAGUUGUUAUUUGGGAAGUUUUGAGCUGAGGUUAGAAUUUCCCCCUGAGGCUGAACACCUCGGUUCGAAUUCUGGCUAGAAUAUUUGUAACAUUUUUUGCAUUAUUGAUGGAUUAAAAAAAAUUAAAAUAAAAAAUAAAAUAAAAUAAAAUAAAAUAAAAUAAAAUAAAAUAAAAUAAA
Stomoxys calcitrans (stable fly) is the source of this 5353-nucleotide messenger RNA. RefSeq names its product protein decapentaplegic (gene dpp). The transcript is spliced from 6 exons. The record is from RefSeq and is a predicted model, not a curated record. Gene Ontology annotation, cellular component: extracellular region. Lineage: Eukaryota; Metazoa; Arthropoda; Insecta; Diptera; Muscidae. Gene Ontology annotation, molecular function: cytokine activity; growth factor activity. Gene Ontology annotation, biological process: BMP signaling pathway; SMAD protein signal transduction. Bases 1950 to 4328 code for a protein of 792 amino acids.